This is a messenger RNA of Anarrhichthys ocellatus (wolf-eel), 1373 nucleotides long. It is a transcript of the gene hspb12, whose product is annotated as heat shock protein, alpha-crystallin-related, b12. Bases 143 to 727 code for a protein of 194 amino acids. The transcript has 3 exons. The record is from RefSeq and is a predicted model, not a curated record. NCBI's taxonomy places the organism in Eukaryota, Metazoa, Chordata, Actinopteri, Perciformes, Anarhichadidae.
ACAGUUAGAGAGAGCUUAUCCACUUUUAGUAAACUCCUGUUUUUGGUCACUAUUUAUUCUAAGGCGACUUAGCAAACAUUACAUUUGAGAAAAAUAGUGUGGGAGUGUGUUUUCCAAGUGUGUAGCCUACAUAUCCCCCAUCAUGGCAUCGCUGACAUCUUCCAGUCGCAGAUCCUCCUCGUCCUACCGCUCAUCGUCCCGCUACAGCACCUCCAGCUCCUAUCGCUCGGAGGGCUCGCUGGGUGGAUCGCCCGAUUCUCUGGAUCCCCUUUUCGAGCCGUUUCUCGACUCUGCCGAUUGCUCCGGUCUGUUUGGAGAGGGGAGCCCCGGGGGAGCCAGCUGCUCGACCCCCUUCAGCAGGCAGAGCAGGGCCUCCUAUGGGCACACUGCUCCUGCAGGCGGCGCUGUGACGGGCCGGCAGAGCGGGACAGGAGGCGCCGUGCGAUGCCUGGGAGACACUUACUACAUGUCCGCUGACGUCAGCCAGUUUGAGCCGCACGAUGUGGUGGUGAUGGCCUACAACCACCAUGUUGUCAUUCACGCCCAGAAGGUACUAGAUGAUGGAAGCGUCAGCGACACGUUCACCCACAAGUCCCUGUUUCCAGAGGACAUGGACCCGUUGUCGGUCAGUGGGACCCUGAACCCCGACGGUACCCUGGUGGUGAGUGUCCGCCGGACCAUGGAGCCCCCGGGGGUCCCCACCUACCGCAGUGAAGCUCGCCUUUGAUUUGUGGCCUCUAUGUUUGUGCAGCCUGUGUCAAACCUUUCCCCCGACAUCACCACCUGCACUCAAGAAAGGCCGGCUGUUGAGUGCAUGGUGGACUGAUAGGGAAUAUUAAAGUUUGGAUCUGUUAUGUGAUUAUAGAAUGCUUCAAAUAGUUUUGUUGCAGAAAAAUGAGACAAAAGUGAAAACUGUUGCUUUCAGAUCUACGGGGGAACGGGACGUUACCGUCACAUAUUAUCGAAUGUCUUUAAUGUUGUUUUUUACUUUUUUCACAUUCUUCUUGUAUAUUAAUACUUUUUAUAGCAAGUCGUCAUCUAUGUAUGUAGUGUGAUGAUAAACAUGAGGAUUUGUUAUUUUCUCAGACAUGGAAUAAAUAUGAGUUUUAACCCCCCAAAUAUAUAUUCAUGAAACUAGUUUAUUUUUAUUUGUUUAAUGUAUUUAGUUUCCCGCUCUGUCAUUGGUCAGAGGGAACAGGCCACAGAGUAGAAGAGCUGCUGUUAGAAGGUAAAAAGAAGGGUUUGUGAUCCUCACACACUCACUCAGGGUGAAUGUGUUUGACCUGAAAGACCUGUUUUACUUGAACUUAAAUCCAGACAAAGUAAGUCAUCAGAUUUGACUUCUCUUCUGAAAUAAACGGUUGAUUAUUAGC